CGGAAAUGACCCAUCGCCCCGCCCCUUCCCAAUCUCUCUUUCCGGUGGCAGAGUCUGGAGGCGACGCGCAGAAAUGGCACCUCGCAAGGGAAAGGAAAAGAAGGAAGAACAGGUCAUCAGCCUUGGACCUCAGGUGGCUGAAGGAGAGAAUGUAUUUGGUGUCUGCCACAUCUUUGCAUCCUUCAAUGACACCUUUGUCCACGUCACUGAUCUUUCUGGCAAGGAAACCAUCUGUCGUGUGACAGGUGGGAUGAAGGUGAAGGCUGACAGAGAUGAAUCUUCUCCAUAUGCUGCCAUGUUGGCUGCCCAGGACGUAGCCCAGAGGUGCAAGGAGCUAGGCAUCACUGCCCUACAUAUCAAACUCCGGGCCACAGGAGGAAACAGGACCAAGACCCCUGGACCUGGGGCCCAGUCAGCUCUCAGAGCCCUUGCUCGUUCGGGAAUGAAGAUUGGGCGGAUUGAGGAUGUCACCCCCAUCCCCUCCGACAGCACCCGCAGGAAGGGGGGUCGCCGUGGUCGCCGUCUGUGAACAGGACUCCUCAGAUUAUUUUCUGUUAAUAAAUGUCAUGUAAGCUAUUUCAA
Urocitellus parryii (Arctic ground squirrel) is the source of this 582-nucleotide messenger RNA. RefSeq names its product ribosomal protein S14 (gene Rps14). NCBI's taxonomy places the organism in Eukaryota, Metazoa, Chordata, Mammalia, Rodentia, Sciuridae. Gene Ontology annotation, molecular function: structural constituent of ribosome. The record is from RefSeq and is a predicted model, not a curated record. Gene Ontology annotation, cellular component: ribosome. Gene Ontology annotation, biological process: translation.